AUGCCUGACGCCGCAUUUAAUGCCUCCUCAUUGCCUCCUCAUACCUCUUCAUUGCAUCCUCACUACCUCCUCAUUGCCUCCUUAUACUUCCUCAUUGCCUCCUCACUGCCUCCUUAUACCUCCUCACUGAUUUCCCCUAGGUAUGAUUUCUCCCCAAAGUGGGAUACACGCACAUUAGAAGAAAAACUUUUGGAUGUCAAUAAAGCUGGGAUACACGAUAGCAAAAAUUAUAUCUACCCACUCUGGAAGACCUUGCUAAAUAAAUGGUUCAGUUACAAAAACUCAAAAGUUUACAUCGUCACCCCCUUCCUAGACGAACAACGCAUGCAAGACGUCUGCAGAAUAAUCUUGCAUAACGAAGCAGAUGAACAACUUACUAACUUCUAUGUCAGAGAAAAAUGCAACAAUGGUAAGUCAAUAUCAGAAUUACAAGAGACUGUUUUAGGAAAAAUAGAGUUGGACGAUAUACAUCAAAAAAGGCUAAAGAAUAUCUUCGAGAAGAUCACUGAUCCGGGAAAAUGGUUCCAUGCAAAAUUUAUGUGUUGCGUUCAGGAUAUUACAGCUGAUCUUUUCAUCACCAGUGCAAACUUCCAAGGAUCCCACUUUGACCACAAUAAUUUGGAAACUGUACAGUAUGUAACAAUGACAAAACAGAUUUUUGAGGAAAGGUUUUUAGAACCACUGACUACGCAUUACGAAACACAUUUCAAGUUUCAAUGCAUCGACUGUGAGAAAAACUACAUGAAACUAGGUAUUCUAAAAACCCACACAGAAAACAAACACAAAAAAACACUCGAGACAUAUAAAAGAAAACAAAUUAAAAAAGAGGUGCUCCCGUGCAAAACAACUAAGAAAAUACCUAGAUGUAACUUAAUUCCUGGACAAAAAGAACGGCUCAAGCAACAGUCCAAUAAAAAAACUGAGAUAACAACAGACGGCAAUGAGAUGAUCAAUCCUUCUCCACUUUCUAGACCGACCACACCUACAAACACUGGUGAUGAAAUCUUGUACGCCACUAGGUUUGAAGACGACCAAGAGUCUGGACCAAGCAUAGUCAAAUCAGAGAGCACAGAAAUACUCUGCUUAGACGAGAACAAUGAAACAGUUAUCAUCAUGACUCAACAAAUGUCAGAAGCAGCUGACAGACCUCUAUGGCCCGAACAGGGGAUGGAAUGCCCUGUACCCCACUGCUCAGCAGGGACGUUUUUCAAGCGCUAUGAUAGGUUUAGUGAACAUUGGGCAAGGGUGCAUCUGCCAGUUGUAAACAUAUUUAAAUGUCUGAAAUGUAGCACUGUGGUCUACUGCUGGAAUGAGGCUCGGCAGCACACUAAACGUAAUGGUUCACAACACUUGUGUGAGGUUUCACGAAUUGCAAACCCGGAGUACAUUUGCCCGGCAGGAGUCAGCAAACCACGCUUCCCAUCACAACAAGAAAGGAAAGAAAAUGAAAGGGAAAAACAGCGCAGGAAGGAGGAAGCCAGUCAGGCUAGGAGAAAUUUUCAGCGUGUAGAACUUUAUGGACUGAAUUCAAUGUCUCCUGUGGAACUGGAUUACUAUUAUGAUAUUAGCCAGUGGUAGAUCCAAGUGUUAUAUUGCAUUCAUUUAUAGUGCUACAGUUAUAUGUGUUUUUUUUUUGGAACACUAUUUAGUCAAUUAUUUUUGGAUUUAUUUUCAUAUUGAAAUUUCUAUCCUUUAAUUAUAUAAAAUUGUUACUUACAGAAUCUAUAGAUAUUACUUACUACUUUAUGAUUUAAGAGUUAAUUGUUAAGUCAGUAGGUUUUGAAGUACUUUAUAAUUUAAUUUUUAGGACUACUUGUUCUUUACAUUUUUUGGUUUUGAUUAUGAUAAAGUAACUGUUUAACUUAAGACUUAAGUCAGCAUUAAAUAUAGAUCUACUUUGAUUCCUUAUUCACAUAGAUUUUUCAUUAUGUAUUAAAAUAUUUUUCAAUAUUUUAAUUUAUUUAAGGAGAAAGGAAUGUAACAGGUCAGACUUAUACUUAAAAUAUUUUCUAUAGCUAUUCUUGUUUCACUUGUUGUUGUAAUUCAUGGGCGCCACCAUAUUGUCUUCUCCGCCGAAAGUAUUUUACUACGUAUCAUUUCAUUGGUUUAUAAUAUUGUUUCGAGUAUUUUCAUUGGGUUAUUUUAGGUCCAAUUAUUAAUUGUUUAUAUCUGUCCUGUGACUAUGCGCGGGAAAUUCCAUUUAUAUACCUGUGCAUAGCAUUUUGUUAGUUAGAUAGGCUGUGCCGGGCAAUCGGUACAUCACCGAAGCCUAAGCGCUUCAUUUAUUUAA
Mercenaria mercenaria is the source of this 2290-nucleotide messenger RNA. RefSeq lists its product as uncharacterized. The transcript has 4 exons. Bases 1 to 1578 code for a protein of 525 amino acids. The record is from RefSeq and is a predicted model, not a curated record. Lineage: Eukaryota; Metazoa; Mollusca; Bivalvia; Venerida; Veneridae.